CUUCGUUUACAUCAACAAGAAUCUCUCCCCUUCAUUUGCUUUGCUUAGCUGCUUCAUGUACCGUCUCUCUCACGGAGUACUGUACUCUCUUCCUCGACUCGACUAUGCUAUCACAAACUAGUCUAGAACUCCAAAUUUCACAUUUGCUAGAUAAGUUCAGACUAUGAGAGAUGGGUUUUCUCCGGCGACUUUUUGGCUCCAAGAAGCAGCCGAGCCAAGCCUCGGCGGAGUCCAAGGAUAGGAGGAAGUGGAGCUUCGCCAGAUCUUCCUAUGCAACGCCUUCUCAGCACACUAACAAUCGCGGGGCCGCGUUGUGCUCCUAUGAUGGCGCUCUGGAUGCCAAUAAGCACGCGAUAGCAGUUGCGGCUGCAACAGCUGCCGUUGCGGAGGCGGCUCUCGCGGCGGCCCAGGCGGCUGCGGAGGUUGUGAGGCUCACGAGCAGUAACGGUGGGGGGCGUGCAGCCUCAUCUGCGGGGAACGUUAUCGGGAGUCAUCGUACGAGGAAGGAGGAAGCGGCGGCGGUCAAGAUACAAUCCGCAUUUCGUGGUUAUCUGGCUAGGAGGGCACUGAGGGCACUGAAAGCUCUUGUGAAGCUUCAAGCCUUAGUAAGAGGCCACAUUGUGAGAAAAAAAACGGCAGACAUGCUUCGGCGCAUGCAAACAUUAGUCAAAGUCCAGGCUCGAGCUCGUGCUAGUCGUGCUUAUAUUUCUGAAUCUCUGUAUUUUACUAACAAGUCCUCUCGCUCAAUCUUGAAGGUCCCGGGUAGUCAUGACAAUUAUGAUAAUCGAUUGCGUGCUUGUAGUACUAAAUUUGAUGGCUCAUCGAUCUCAAAGAGAUGCGGAUCAAAUUCAAUAUAUAGGGACUUAAAUGACCUUGAGAAAGCAAGAUUGGAUGCAAAUUGGCUAGAGCAUUGGAUGGAGGAAAGUUUUUGGAAUGAGCAUAGAGACACUCGACUGAGAAAUCAACAUGCUGACGAUGAGGAGUGCGAUAAGAUCCUAGAAGUAGAUACUUGGAAACCCCACUUGAAAUCCCAGCAAAGUAACAGAAGCUUCCACACCUCACACUCAAUUUCUGACUAUACCAAUCAGAGCUUUAUGACAGUCGACUCUCCAUCAAAAUUAUCAAUGAAAGCACAAAACCGAAUCACAAGUUUACGUCCUGCAGAAUCUUUAUCGUUUAGCUCCCUGAAAUUCCCCAUUGGGAAGGAAGAGGUGGCUGUUAGGACUGCUGAGAACAGCCCCCAAAUGUUCUCUGCAUCGUCGAAACCGGGAAGUAGUAGCGCGAGAAGAGGCCCUUUCACUCCGACGAGGAGUGAGUGCUCUUGGGGCUUCUUCAAUGGGUACUCAGGCUACCCGAACUACAUGGCAAACACGGAAUCCUCGGGAGCUAAGGUUAGGUCACAAAGUGCUCCAAGGCAAAGACACGAGUUUGAGAAACAUGGAUCAAGUCGAAUAUCUCUUCAGGGGCUAUGGGAAACAAGCAGUAAUUCAGAAAGAGGUUUCCCUCAACAUAUUGACUGUAGGAACAGAGCUUCUCCAGCAUCUGGUCACUUAAACAGGCUAAGGAGUUCCAAUAUGAGGUAACAGUAGUUGUUGAGCUCUGGUUUUCUAUCGUUUUCAAUUCAAAACUGUGUGAGUGUGCAAUUGUUGCGAUUAUUUGAACACGAACUCGUGAACGUCGUCUUUACAAAAUCAAUUUAGUGUUGCAAUGAUGAUUGGCAUUGUAGUUGUAUAUAUACAGUUCUGUGUAACUAGCGUUCUAACAACUAGAAUUUUCAUAUUAUUAUAGUC
Molecule: messenger RNA, 1790 nt
Organism: Tripterygium wilfordii
Lineage: Eukaryota; Viridiplantae; Streptophyta; Magnoliopsida; Celastrales; Celastraceae
Product: protein IQ-DOMAIN 14-like
Exons: 4
Coding region: 171-1583 (470 amino acids)
Molecular function (GO): protein binding
Source: RefSeq, a predicted model, not a curated record